AUAGUGCGCGAACGCUGAACAGAGGAUGCCGUUUGAUCAAAGAACAGAUCGAAUUGACGACUAUCGAUACGUAUCAAUGCUCCAUGCGGGGUCUUCGUACGCGAAUUCCGAAUCGAAGGUCUGUCCACGAGAAAUUCGACAUGAGCCUGCCGUACAGUAAGGACUUCUCCAUCGCUAUAUCGUCUUUCUUCAUGAAAUGCGUGGGUAUUUGGUCGGCAAACAAUUCCGCUCAGCAACGUUCGAGGAACGUCAUGUUGAUUUAUACAGUUUUCACGAUUCUUUUUGCCGUGUGGAUUCAGACCAGGGAUUUGUACUACUCCUGGGGAGACUUUGGCACCUGCACGUACAUCGGGUGUAACAUUUUGUGCUUGAACAUGGCCUUAUUCAAGAUAUUUAUUCUGUUCUUGAACAAAGUUACGUUUCUUGAUCUAGUCGAUUACAUGCAAACGAAUUUCUGGCAGUCGAACUACGCCCCCAACGAGCAAAUUAUUUUUGCCAGCUGGACACGAGUUUGUACUUACUUCAUUUGUUUCUUCACUUUCUUCACCGAGGCUUCGAUUAUCUGUUACGUGAUUAGACCAGUUGUGGCAAAUAUUGGAAGAAACGAAUCGGACAGAAUACUUCCAUUCAAUAUGUGGCUCGACUUGCCAUUGUCCAUUACACCGUAUUUUGAGAUAACGUUUAUCCUACAGGUUCUGUCGUUGUAUCACGUUGGCGUAUGCUACAUAUGCUGCGACAACUUCUUGUGCAUAAUGAAUCUUCACGUGGCCGGCCAGUUUCGGAUACUCCAAUACAGGUUGAAGAGCAUGCGAAUAUUGCGAUCUGAAAACGAAAAACAUGAAAAUUCGAAAGCAUAUCCUAGCAAGCAAUAUCACGCCAUAUUUAGGAGCUGCAUUCAGCAGCAUCAAGCACUCAUCGAAUACUGUGACAAACUCGAGAAAGUAUUCAGGAUAAUUGUGUUGGCGCAGGUGUUAAUCUUCAGUGUAUUAAUUUGUUUUGUAGGGUAUCAGGUAGUACUGGCGGAUUUAUCCUCAACGACUAGAAGGGUCACGUUCGUGAACCUUUUAACGUCGACCAUGUGCCAGCUGUUCAUGUUCACGUAUAGUUGCGAUUGCUUGAUACGAGAGAGUACGAACGUCGCUACCGCGAUAUACGCGACACCAUGGCUGGAUUUAUCAAUGGACAAAUAUGGGAGACUGAUUCGAAAAGACAUGCAACUUGUGGUCAUGAGGACGUAUCGACCUUGUUGCUUAACUGCUAAUGGAUUCUUCCCCGUGUCACUGCAAACUUACACCAAUAUCCUGAGUACCGCAAUGUCCUAUUUCACGUUGCUGAAACGGAACACUUUUUUAUGUGAAUUGAAUCAGGAGACGUUCAUCACUUCCGACGGUAAGCGGAAAAUUCAACAUUUGGCAGUAGAAAGUGGUGGAGACGUGGAAAAGCACUUUGACGACAUUUCCAUCGCCAUGACAUCGUUCUUCAUGAAGGCCUGUGGGAUUUGGAUGGCGACUAAUAACAUUGAGCAACAAUGCAGAAAAAUCGCCAUAGCGUACACCACUAUUGUGAUAUUGUUUCAAGGUUGGGUACUUACGUCAGCGGUGUAUUUCUCCGGGGAAGAUUUCAACGUCUUCCUAACCAAUCUGAGCGCUCUUUUGAGUAUGCUCUUGCCUACGUUCAAGACGCUCAUCCUGUUUGCACAUAGAAAGGAUCUCUUUCAAUUAGUUGUAUACUUGGAACGGAAAUUUUUGCAAGGGAAUUACGACGCUCACGAGAAGAGUUUAUUUGCAUACCACGUCGCCCUCUGUUACAUGUGCUUCGAUAACAUAUUAUGCAUCAUGAAUCUUCACGUAGCUAGUCAGUUUCGUAUUCUCCAAUACAGACUAGAAAACAUGCGAGAGGAAAAUAAGGAAGAAUCUAUUGAAAAUUCGAAAAAAUCCUCGUCGCGUACGGCAGAUGAGAACUACGCCAUUUUUAAAAGCUGCGUUCGACAGCAUCAGACACUUAUUGCAUACUGUGACAAACUCGACGAUGUGUUCAGUCUUUUUUCACUUGGACAAGUGUUAAUUUUCAGUACGUUGAUUUGCAUUGACGGGUAUCAAGUUGUUAUGCCAGGAACGCCAUUUGCGUAUCGCUUUCUCUUCGGAUUUCACAUGUUAAGCUGCACGUCACAACUCUUCAUGUUUACGUACAGCUGUGACUGUUUACUGAAAGAAAGCAUGAACAUUGCGCCAGCAAUGUACGCUGCUCCGUGGACUCAUCUACCGAUGAACAAAGACGGAAGAAUGCUGCGAAAAGACCUGAUACUUGUCAUUAUGAGGUCCAGGAUACCAUGCUGCGUGACAGCCCAUGGGUUCUUCCCUGUAUCUAUGGAAACGUUCACCAAGAUAAUGAGUACAGCAAUGUCAUACUUCACCUUAAUACAGGGACAAACCGCGGAUACUACCAGUGUCUCCGAACUUGACGACAUUUCUAUCGCCGUGACAUCUUUCUUCAUGAAAGCCUGUGGGAUUUGGAUGGCGACUAAUUACGACGAGCAACGAUGCAGAAAUAUUGCUGUAGCUUAUACUCUGACUGGGAUGGUGUUUCAUGGUUGUGUGCUAACGUCAGAUUUGUAUUUCGUGAGAGAAGAUUUCGAAGCCUUUUUAUUAACCUUGUGCAACUAUUUAAGUCUGCUCUUGCCCUUCUUCAAGAUAAUUAUCUUGUUCACGCAUAGAAAGGACAUCUUUCAUUUAGUCGUGUACCUGCAACGAAAUUUUUUGCAAGGAUGUUACAACGUCCACGAGAAGAAAAUUGUGGACGCAUGCAAACGCGCCUGUGCGUUCUUUAUUUGCACCUUCACUUGUUGUGCGAAUGCGACGGUGUUUAGCUACAUCAUCACUCCCGUCUUUGUUAACAUCGGAAAAAACGAAACAGACAGAAUGCUUCCAUUUCACGUAUCAAUAGAUACAGUCUCCAUCACGCCGUAUUUUGAGAUAGCAUUCGUACUACAGUCUCUGGCCCUGUACCAAGUCGGAGUGUGCUACUUUUGCUUCGACAACUUGUUGUGCAUCAUGAACCUACACGUCGCUAAUCAAUUUCGUAUACUACAGUACAGAUUAGAAAAUAUGCAGAGCAUAUUUAAGGAAAAACACGACGAAAAUUCGAAAUUCUCACCGGAUACUGCACACGAAUAUUACGAAAUUUUUAAAAGUUGCGUUCAAUAUCAUCAGGCACUCAUUGCAUACUGUGCCAAGCUUGAGGAAGUAUUCAGUCUUUUUUCGUUGGGACAAGUGCUGGUUUUCAGUUCGUUGAUCUGCCUUGACGGAUAUCAGAUACUCAUGUCGGAUGCACCUCCCGUAGCACGUAUGACUUUCGUGUUUCACAUAGUGGGCUGUACCGCACAGCUGUUCAUGUUUACGUACAGCUGUGAUUGCUUAAUACAAUAUAGUACGAGCGUUGUGUCAGGUAUGUACGCAGCUCCGUGGCCUCGUUUGCCUAUGAAUGAAGACGGAAGGAUGCUGCGAAAGGACCUGAUACUAGUGAUGCUGCGGUCCAAAGUACCUUGCUGCCUGACGGCUCGUAAAUUCUUCGCUGUGUCUCUCGAAACCUACACUGGGAUAAUGAGUACCGCAGUGUCAUACUUUACACUACUGAAGCAACGAACAUCGGCAACGACCUGAGCGUGUCUGAAACGUGUUGUUCAAUGCGUGCAUUCCUUGGUUUUAGAUUAAAAUAAUGUCAAUUACUUAUACUUGUUACAAUAGAUGAGUAAAACGAUAUGCAAAGAAAAACAUGU
Molecule: messenger RNA, 3775 nt
Organism: Hylaeus volcanicus
Lineage: Eukaryota; Metazoa; Arthropoda; Insecta; Hymenoptera; Colletidae
Exons: 18
Coding region: 84-3659 (1191 amino acids)
Biological process (GO): sensory perception of smell; detection of chemical stimulus involved in sensory perception of smell
Cellular component (GO): plasma membrane
Molecular function (GO): olfactory receptor activity; odorant binding
Source: RefSeq, a predicted model, not a curated record